UAUACCUGGCAAGAGCUAAAUUUGACCAUUUGGGAGCCCUGUUUUGAUCUACUGCUAACAAGAGCCUAUGUGGCACCCGAUAAGAAACUCUAUCAGAUAUCUCUCGACGAUCAAGAGCGGUUGGACCAUUCAAAGGUGUAUUCAUCGUUUACCACAUUCUCCCAUCUUCCAAGGAUUCACCAGACCUGUUACCAUGGCAACGUUUGAUGCAAAGGCGGUGGUCGAGCGAGGGCGGGCUGCAUUCAGAGCGGGGAAGACACGAUCUUACGAAGCGAGGAUCAAACAUCUUUCAGACUGCCAUCGCAUGAUCAAAGAGCAUCGGCAGGACUUUAUCGAUGCCAUUCACAAAGAUUUGAAAAAGCCAGCCUUUGAAUCUAAUGCAUAUGAGAUCAUGAUGGCAGAGAAAGACCUGGUUCAGUUCAUGAAUGAAUUAGAAGAUUGGAUCAAACCAGUCAAUGUGUCCACCAACCUGAUGACCGUGGGCAAGGUGGCCUACAACAUCUGGGAGCCCCUGGGCCUGUCCCUCAUCAUAGGAGCCUGGAACUACCCAUUCCAACUGGUCAUCGAGCCCCUCGUGGGCGCGAUGGUCGCGGGGAACACCGCUAUCAUCAAACCAUCGGAGCUCUCACCCGAAACGGCCCUUCUCUACGAGAGGCUUAUUCCACAGUACCUGGACAAUGACUGCUAUCAAGUUGUGAAUGGUGAUGCGAAGGUAACGACCGAGGUGCUGGCUCAGAAGUUUGAUCACAUUCUCUACACAGGAAGUGGUGUAGUAGGGAGGAUUGUGAUGACAGCUGCUGCAAAGCACCUAACACCGGUCACUCUGGAGCUUGGAGGAAAGAGUCCUGUGUACAUCGAUUCGAACACGGACAUCGAUACCUCUGUGCGUCGGGUCACAUGGGGACGCUACAUGAACUGCGGGCAGACCUGUGUCGCUCCGGAUUACAUCCUCUGUCACUCACGAGAUAAUGACAAGAUACUGAAAGCGUUCAGAGCGAACAUCAAAGAGUUCUUUGGGGAUGACCCACAGAAAAACCCUGCCUACGCUAGGAUCGUCAACCAAAGGCACUUCAAGAGAAUAUCAGAAAUAUUGGAAGGUCAGAAUGUCGUGAUCGGUGGUGAGACCGAUGAAUCGGAUCUGUACAUUGCCCCCACUGUUAUACUGAACCCAAGCGAAACUGCUAAAUGCAUGACGGAAGAGAUCUUUGGUCCUAUCAUAUCUAUUUUCAAUGUAGAUACACUAGACCAAGCCAUUGAUUUCAUUAACGACAGGGAUAAACCACUUGCGUUAUAUGCCUUCUCCAACAACCAGAAGACAUUAGAACGCAUUGCUCAUGAGACAUCGAGUGGAGCCUUCGUUGGAAACGAUGUAAUUAUACAUGCUGCAAUUGAGGAAAUGCCAUUUGGAGGAGUCGGUGGAUCAGGCCAAGGGGCGUACCACGGGAAGUUUUCCUUUGAGGUCUUCUCACACAAGAAACCAGUCCUCAUUGACAAGCACAUGUGGUUCACCGAGAAGGCACAGUCACUUCGUUAUCCCCCAUACACCCCUGGGAAGGCCUCCGUAGCAGAGUUCUUCCUGAAGAAGAGCCCAAAGAGGAAGGGGUUCUUCUACACCUUCCUCAGACUAACGCUCAUCGGCUUCCUACUCGCUGUUGUAUGCAAGGCCUUCGGUGUGGACAAGUACCUCCCCCAGGCUCUGAAGCAGUGAAUGAAACGGAUGAUCAGACGAUGGACCAAAUUUUUUAAAAACCAAAGAAAUCCAUUGGUUUAGGAUUAAUACUCCAUAUUCUAAAGUCACUAAUUGGAACCUAAUUCAAUGAUUGGUUGAGAGAGUGACCAGAGCCUCGUCUUACAUAGAAUUUCGAUUGAGUCAGUGAACCUCAGCUAUAUGGAAAUCAUCAUCAUAAUUUGUUCCUACAGGAAAUUUGCACAAUGUCCUUUGAAGAACUUGAAGAAAUUUCUUGGCCCCAACUUACAAAUAGUUACAAGUGGUCCCAUCAACAACAAGCGAAGGGCAACGCGAGUAAUCUUGAAACAAAGGCAACAGGAAAUGUCUUACACACAGCGCUUACAGACCCUUUCUUGGUUUACUCUCGAAUCCAGAAGGAAGUAUUUAAUGAUGUCAUUUGUAAUCAAAAACCUGUAUAACAUUGUAUUAUGUGAGGCAGUCAAUGACAAUAUAACUGUCCGAUCACGCCAGAGUGAACACACAAUCCUAUUCCACCACAUGAAAGCCAGAACCGAACGUUUGCAUCAAACUGCAAUACAUAGAUUUCCAAUUAUAUGGGAAAGUAUGCCCUCACAUAUCAAAGAUGAAAUUGUAUCUGGAAACAUCUCAAAAGUUCUGAACCUCCUUCGUCGUGAAAUUCUUUGUGUGUUUUUUUGAAUAAUUAGAUGUCUGAUUUAUAAUAUUUCUUUCUAUAAUGUUUAAUUUAUUAUUUUCCUCAUUGACCAAUUUCAACUAAAGAGCAAGUUUAUUCAUAAUUUAUACACUAAAUUUAAUCCGGCCUAUUUCAGCCUCAACAUCAUGUCAUUUGAUCUCUCUUAUAUGGUUUUAUCAAUUCUUAUUGUCCUAUAUCCCAUUAUUUAUGGUAGAUGCAAUAUUAUUUACAAUUUAAAUUUACGAUUGCUUUAAUGUUUGAUGCUUAUCAUUCUCAUGCUUGUAGAUACAUAAUGAUGUGAUUGGGGAGGCAUUGUGGGGGUUGACUUGAGGUGACAAAGUCACAUGAAUGACCAUUGUAUUUUGCCGAUUCUAAAUAUCUUAUUUUUAUUUUCACCAUUACUGUUAUGACCUGGAUGGGGUUGGGAGGUUUGGGGAGGAAGACCUGUGGGUUAUGGCUAUUAAGUUAGCCUUUUCCAUACCCAGGCAGCCUCUCCAACUCUCAUCCAGGUCUUAUUUUCUCUAUCAUGUACAAGUUUGAUUGAUCUUGUCUUUGAUCUGUUUGUAUUCUUUGUCUUUUGAAUGCCAAAUAAAAUAAUAAUAAUAAUAAUAACUAUGGAACGGGAAUUCCAAGUCAAAUGAAAAGAUGGUUUUAGACCAAAAAAAAGAGAAAUCAGAAAAGUAGAUUGGUGAAAGUUUGAAAAGCAUGGAAUUUCAUUACAUAGUGUAGUA
This is a messenger RNA of Lytechinus variegatus (green sea urchin), 3112 nucleotides long. Its product is annotated as aldehyde dehydrogenase family 3 member A2-like. The coding region runs from base 68 to 1708 and encodes 546 amino acids. The transcript has 14 exons. Gene Ontology annotation, molecular function: aldehyde dehydrogenase (NAD+) activity. Gene Ontology annotation, biological process: aldehyde metabolic process. The record is from RefSeq and is a predicted model, not a curated record. NCBI's taxonomy places the organism in Eukaryota, Metazoa, Echinodermata, Echinoidea, Temnopleuroida, Toxopneustidae. Gene Ontology annotation, cellular component: cytoplasm.